AUGAUCCAAAAUGGGCUGGCUAUAUUCAACAGCGCGUAUAUCAAUGAGAAGGUCACAUUCCACCUACAGAACGCUGUCUUGGACGAGCCGUAUGAAGAUGCUCUGAUUGGCAUACUCUCACACAUGAGCGCCAUGCGCGAUCCCAGCGCAAGCAGUGACAUGGUCCCGGACGAAGUCUGGAGGGACCUGCCACUAGAUCCAGAGAUCGUCGCGCUUCAAUAG
Sporothrix schenckii 1099-18 is the source of this 222-nucleotide messenger RNA. RefSeq lists its product as uncharacterized. The record is from RefSeq and is a predicted model, not a curated record. NCBI's taxonomy places the organism in Eukaryota, Fungi, Ascomycota, Sordariomycetes, Ophiostomatales, Ophiostomataceae. The coding region runs from base 1 to 222 and encodes 73 amino acids. The transcript has a single exon.